Molecule: messenger RNA, 1063 nt
Organism: Pocillopora verrucosa
Lineage: Eukaryota; Metazoa; Cnidaria; Anthozoa; Scleractinia; Pocilloporidae
Source: RefSeq, a predicted model, not a curated record
AUGUUAAAUGUGGCGUUAGUACUUUUGGCCUUGAUUAUCUUGCCAAUUUCUACUUCGGGAAAUCCCGCUUGGCAGAGACUGAGACCCGAAAAGAGGGUAGUGGACUACAAUGUUCGCAUAAGCGAGUCCGGAGAGAAUUACACUCAGAAAAUUGAAGUGAAUCAAGUAAAGAAUACCGCAUUGUUCGAAGUUCCCGCCCAUCCUGGUGUUGAUCGUUCUGAUGUCCUACAUGAUUUUAACCAAAAUUUGACGAUGCUGCGAAUCCCAGAAGAGAAUACCUGCUAUCUGUUUCCUCUCGUGAAGGAGCAGACGACCCCUGAAAAGUUGAUUAGGGAUCUCGACAAAGCCAGCGGGAUGGUUGUGACGGAGACCAAGCGGGUUGAUAACACUUGGAUUCUUGACGGCCAGCUAACAGACCGGUCCACACUCAGCGAGGAGUUGGCGCAAUUUUGUGCAAAAUACUUCAUAUACCAUGUGAAAAAAACCCACGAUUCGUUAAGUGUGGCAAAAGAAAGCCAUACAAUCCAAAAGCGAAGGACCAGAAGAAUAAACAGACUUUGUCCUGGCGGCAUGGAUCUAGAUGAUGCCUUCAACUCCUGUUAUGUGCCUAAAUUUAGGUGCAGAGUUCGAACAAGAACAUGCUACAAGUAUGUGAUUUGUACUAAUGUUGGCGAAGAUAGACAGGAUAGUUGGAUCGACGUACGAGACCGCAGGGCGGCUCCCCUAAGGGUAAAUUGCCGUGAAGAGCACAUCUGGAAUGCAAUCGUCUGUUGUGAAUACACUUGCAUGCAUAAAUAAAUAAACAAAUUAUCUUCAGCUCCCUAACUACUAACCAUUUUCUACGAAUUAGUCUUAAACAUACAAUUAAACAUAAAAGAGAACAUUUGAACGUUCACUUGUAUGUUUGACGUCAUGAUCACAUGGCUAUGCUAGAAGACAGACAAAGUUCCUUUCCUUUACACAAUGCGACAACUAUCAGAGCGAUAGGUAUCUUGACCAGUUUGUAUCAACAAGUGGUUCUUUUCUUUUUGUAAAAUAAGCUAUAUUUAAUAGAAAUAAAGUA